Raphanus sativus (radish) is the source of this 1908-nucleotide messenger RNA. RefSeq names its product F-box/FBD/LRR-repeat protein At5g56420. Gene Ontology annotation, molecular function: protein binding. Lineage: Eukaryota; Viridiplantae; Streptophyta; Magnoliopsida; Brassicales; Brassicaceae. The record is from RefSeq and is a predicted model, not a curated record. The transcript has 5 exons.
UUGUCACAGCAAAAAAAAAAAAAAAAAAUUUGGGAUUUAGGGUUUCUUGAUCAAAAGUGGUGACUGGUGAGUGUGGACUCUCUCUGCUUCUUUCGACUGUGAGGAGAAGUUGCAAAGUCAAGUUUCAAGUCUAAAAGUCUCAACCUUUCCGUCUUUGUUGGUGUUGACGAGACGUAAAAAAACUUUGAAGAAAAAAAAAAGCUAAGCUUUUAAGUUCUCUUUUUGGUUGAGAUUAUUUAUUUAUAUGGACAGCUUUAGUGACUUGACUGAUGACUUGCUCAUCAAGAUACUUUCAUUUGCUCCAACGACCAAAGUCGCCGUGGCUACGAGCGUUUUGUCGAAACGAUGGUUGUCGCUUUGGACAAUGGUGCCAAGACUCACUUUUGAAGACCAAUGGAUUGAUACUGUGGACAGCAGUGAGAUUGAUUGCAUAGUCUUGCCGUCACAUGCUGUCUCCGGGACUUUGCUGUUGCACAAGUCACCAGUUAUAGAAAGUUUUCACCUCACCAAAGCUUUUGGAUGCAUCGAUGGUUCGGAGAUUUAUCUAUAGGUUAGAAUCGCAGUCGAUCGCUUCGUGCGUGAUUUGAAGAUAAGCUUCACCGAUGGUGUGCAUCGGUUUAUAAGACUGCCGAGUAGGCUGUUUAGAUGCGAAACACUCGAGACCUUGGAGCUCCACAAGGUUAUUUUCUUGGAUGUUCCUCGUCGGGUUAGCUUGAAAUCUCUUAGGACAUUGCGCCUUCGAGCUGUUAAGUAUGCUGAUGAGGAGUCUUUCGUUAGGCUUAUAUCCAGCUCCCCUGUUCUUGAAAACCUGGUUGUUCACAGCUGUAGCGAUGACAAUGUCGAGACGUUCACCAUCGACGUGCCUUCCCUUCGGAGUUUGACUGUUUGGAACACAUUGCAAGAUUCUGAUGAUCCUGAUAACAAUUUGUUUGUGUUACAACAUCCCCACUCUUUGAACCAUUUGGAUAUUGUCAACGAGUAUGGUGAAGUUAAUGUGAUGGGUGAAAUGCCCGAGCUUGUGGAGGCAAGUCUUAAUACUUUUGCAACCCGAGGGAAUGCUUGGGAAUCUCUUGCCUUUGCCAAGCGUCUUUCUCUAACCUUAUACGGAUUGGAUCCUGUUGGCAGCAUUUUCUUUCAGCUUGUGCGUUUGGAGUUCCGCGGAUGUAAUGAGAACUGGUCGAAUUUGCUUAUGCACGUGCUCCGACAUUCCCCUGUACUUCAAAUUGUCAAGCUUUUUGACUGUGACCUGGUUUGUUGGAUUCAGCCGAGCUGUGUUCCGGAAUGUUUGUUGUUCCAUCUCAAAACCUUUGAGUGGAUAGACUACACUGGAAAGGAAGAUGAUAAAGAAGUGGCAGUUUAUAUACUCAAGAGCGCAAGGCGAUUAGAGACCGCAACUGUCUUCCCUGAGUCAUUCAUGAUGAACAAACGUCGGGUUUUUGCGGAGUUGGAAAUUGCAACGAGGGGUUCAAGAGCAUGUGAGCUCACAAUGGGUUAACUAACUAUGUUUGUCACUGCUCUGUAAAUGUUAUUCUCUCUGUAAUAACACAUCUGUCACCAUCUCUUGUAAAAGAUUGAAACUUCAAAUUACAGUAAGCUGAUGACUGGUAAGCUAUAUCCAGGACCAUACAACGGUAAGGGUGAGGGGCAUUGAGAUACUUGAGAGGCCUGAGAAUGACCCUGAGAAGGCGCAGCUGAUGGAGCAACUGUUUCAGCAAGAGGUGACUACUGACUAUGCUUGCAACGCUUAAGCUUUGCUAAUAUCGUCAGGUUUAUAGGUGCUUUGCCGUAGAUGAAUGGUCUUGGUUCAUUGUUAUGUUAACAAUCUGGGUUAAAGAUAACAAUCUGAUUUUCUUGUGAUCUUCUGGUGUAUGUAAAAAAAAAUUGAUAUGUUUUGUUUGUUGUGGAUCA